AUGUGUGACUGUCGUAGGGCCAGGUGUGAGGUCCCAGUUGUCGACGGCCACCUUCUGCCCCUCUCCCUCCGCCUGCCGCCCAGGGUAGUGGUCGGGGGGGAGACGGGUGGGGUCUGUGGGAUGGGCGCGGUGGCCAAGCUGGUGUCCGGAGGUCCGGCGGCCUGGCUCGGCUGCUGCGUGGCCCCCCAGCCGGACGGGAAGCAGACGGGGAGCGACCAGACACCGAAGCUGAACCGGGAGGAGUACCGGAGACACCUGGAGGAGCUGGAUAAGGAGAAGAGGAAGCGGGACGAGGCCUUUGCACAGAGGAAGGCAGAGAGGGCGGCGAUGAGGAUCCGGCUGCGGGAGAGAUACCAGCUCCGGCAGGACGAGAGGGACGGCGGGCAGCUGCGGUCAGCCCCUCGGACGGUGGAAGUGCCGGCGGAGCUGGCGGCCAUCGCCAGGACGGAGCGCGGACCCUCGUUGCUUGGGGACCUCCCGGGCCUGACGCAGCUCGGCACCGUGGCCCGGGACACAGCAGCUGAGGGUCGGCCCCUUCCUUACCGGGCCAUCCCAUCGACCGGAGGGAGCGGCUGGGUCAACCUGUACCGGCUGUGGCGGAGCGGAGGGUUCGUUAACCGGCACCUGGACAUGACCCAAAACUUCGAGAGGCUGGGCCCCAUCUACAGGGAGAAGCUGGGGAUGAGGGAGACUGUCAACAUCUUCCAUCCCGAGGACACGGCAGUGCUGUUCCGAUCGGAGGGUCCCACCCCGGAGAGGAUGACGCUGGAGGCCUGGGUGGAACAUCGGGAAUAUCGGGAGCACAAGUGCGGCAUCUUCCUGAAGAAUGGGGAGGAGUGGCGCAGGGACAGGAUGCUGCUGAAUCGCGAGGUGAUGAGCCCCGCGGCCGCCAGGAACUUCGGAGCGCUGCUGGAGCCCGUGGCCCGGGACUUCGCCCUCCUCGUCGACCGGAGGCUCCGGGCGGGCAGCGACCCCUCGCCCACCAACAUCCUGCCUGAACUCUUCCGCUUCGCCCUCGAGGGCAGCUUCCACCUGCUCUACGGCGAACGGUUGGGCUUGUUCGGAGACGUCGUUAGUCGCCAGUCGGACCGGUUUAUCUGGGCCAUCGAGAACAUGCUGAGGACCACUACCCCUCUGCUGCACAUCCCCGCGUGGUUGUACCGGGGGCUGAGGCUCCGAGCCUGGCGGGACCACGUCCACACAUGGGACAUCAUCUUCGAACACGCCGACCGCUGCAUGAAGGAGCUGGUGCGGAAGGUGCAGAACGUUCCGGAAGCCGAGCGGGGGUACCAGGGGGUCCUGGGCGAGCUCGUGUCCCGGUCCAAGCUCCCGUUCAAUGUCAUUAAGGCCAACUCAACGGAACUGAUGGUCGGCAGUGUUGACACGACAGCCCACAGCCUGCUCUUCACGCUCUUUGAGCUCGCUCGGAAUCCGGAACUGCAGGACUCCCUUCGCCGUGAAGUCACCGAGGCUCACCAGCGGGCGCAGGGCGACGUGGGUGCCCUCUUCCUCAACGCUCCACUCCUCCGAGCAACCAUCAAAGAAACUUUACGACUCUACCCCGUUGGCCUCACCCUUCAACGUUACCCAGUCAGGGACAUUGUCCUCCGGAAUUACCAUGUCCCUACCGGGACCCUGGUGCAGGUGGUUCUGUACUCCCUGGGCCGGAGCCCGGAGAUCUUCCCAGAGCCCAGGACCUACAACCCCUCCCGCUGGCUGUCCGGCCGUUCGCACCCCUUCCAGGCGCUGGCCUUCGGCUUCGGGGUCCGGCAGUGCGUCGGCCGCAGGGUGGCCGAGCUGGAGAUCGGGCUCUUCCUGGUCCACAUUUUAAGGAAGUUCCAGAUCGUCUCUCCCUCCAAGGCUGACAUUGAGCUGACCUACGCAUUCAUUGUGAUGGUGGACAACCCCCCUCUGCUCGCCUUCAGACCCAUCCCGGGACGGGGCUCGGUGGGCGGAGCCAAUCCCCGCAGCUGCUGCGACGUGAGGGCGGGACCAGGCUCGGUGGGCGGAGCCAAUCCCCGCAGCUGCUGCGACGUGAGGGCGGGACCAGGCUCGGCGGGCGGAUCCAAUCCACGCAGCUGCUGCGACGUGUGGGCGGGACCAGGCCCAGUGGGCGGAGCCAAUCCCCGCAGCUCGCGCGGCCUUGCCAACCGUCUCAGCGCCGCGGCCUCUCCGCGCCCCGUCCCCCGGCCGCCGCGGCCUCUCCGUCCCCCGGCCGCCGCUCUCUCCGCGCCCCGUCCCCCGGCCGCCGCUCCCUCCGCCGCCAUGUCGCGACCGCCGCAGGGCGCCGAUGACAACCCGUUCGAGAGGGUGGUGACUAUCUGAAGUGAGCUGCCAAAG
Messenger RNA from Pristis pectinata (smalltooth sawfish), 2340 nucleotides. RefSeq names its product cytochrome P450 11B, mitochondrial-like. The transcript has 15 exons. Lineage: Eukaryota; Metazoa; Chordata; Chondrichthyes; Rhinopristiformes; Pristidae. The coding region runs from base 1 to 2325 and encodes 774 amino acids. Gene Ontology annotation, molecular function: heme binding; monooxygenase activity; iron ion binding. The record is from RefSeq and is a predicted model, not a curated record. Gene Ontology annotation, cellular component: mitochondrial inner membrane. Gene Ontology annotation, biological process: cellular response to peptide hormone stimulus; cortisol metabolic process; C21-steroid hormone biosynthetic process.